GAUUAUAUUGCACGUGUAUGUAGAAAUGUAGAAACAUGGAAAUAAUGAAAGUGGUCACAGAUUUUCAAAUAUGGACAGCUUUGAAAGUCUCAAUAUGAGAUCUAUUUGGACGAGAAUGAGUGGUUUCGAUGAAGACAUUUGGGCAGAUGCAGCUCAAUCCCAGGUCACAGGUGGUGGAGAAGGCGCGCCAGUUGUUACUGAUGAGGCUAAACAGCCUGAGCAGCCAGUCCUAGAACAGCAGGGUGAAGUGAAGAAAGAAGAACAAGUGGCAGAAGCACCAAAGCCAGAAGGAGUGCCCUCAUCAGAGCCUGCGAAACCUGAGGCCGUAGUGUCGGAACAGAUAACGAAAGAGGUGGUUGCUCCCGUGUUACCAGUUGAAGAACCAAAAAAAGAAGAAACCGUACCAGCCCAAGAACCUGUCGAAGAGGCAAAAGCAGAACAGAAGCUGCCUCCUGCAGAUAAUGAUUGGCAAAAGAGAGAGAUUGAACUUUUGAAAAAGAUUGAAGAACUGGAGAAAGUGAAGAACCAACGGAGCGAAGAUGGUCUGAAGCUUGAACUGAAGGUCCGUGAAGAAGAGAUCGAUCUUCUCAAGGCAAGGGUUAGGAAUUUGGAGACUGAACUGCAAGCAGCACUUUCAAAGCCCAGUGGAAAGAACCACGAGAUGAUCGAGAAAAUCAAGCAACAACACGAAGAGCUUUUAAGCAAAGCACGUGGCAUGAUAUUUGACAAGACAAAGAUGGUGAAGAAUCAAGAGUUGCAAAUCGAAGCUCUGACCACGCAGGUACAGUCGCUGAAGGAUAUCAAUCUCAUCACCAAGGACUUGCUCGAGAUCAGGAACUCUGAAAUUAAAGCUAUGGAGGAUCGUCUCCAAGCGAUGGAGGCACGUUUCAAAGCCGAGAAGGACAGGUACGGACUGGUGCUGCAGCGGGCUCAGACUAGCAGCAAUAUUAAUGAUGACCUCCGCAAGGAAUACGAGACCCAGCUUGUUAUAUUCAAGGAGCUGAGGGAAAAAUACGAGCUAAGGGUCCAAGCAUUAGUGGCAGAGAACACGAGGCUCAAAGAAUCGGCCAAGGGAAGCACGUCCUAAUGAGAUAAUAUAUAUAAUAAAUGCCUAAUAUGUAUACGUAUAAAGACUGUCGCGAAAUAUGGUUGAUACAUUACUAUUUUGUAUGAUAUUAUUUUCUAGUAAACACACAAAUAAAU
Messenger RNA from Achroia grisella, 1203 nucleotides. Its product is annotated as kinesin-like protein KIF20B. The transcript is spliced from 8 exons. NCBI's taxonomy places the organism in Eukaryota, Metazoa, Arthropoda, Insecta, Lepidoptera, Pyralidae. The record is from RefSeq and is a predicted model, not a curated record. The coding region runs from base 71 to 1087 and encodes 338 amino acids.